ACGAGAUCGUAGGCACCGCCCGUUUAUCUGCCGCCUCCUUUCGCCAUGGACACCUGGACCUGCCAAGAGGUCGGGGAAUGGCUCCAAGCAAAGGGUCUUGGCGAAUAUGUGGAGGUCUUCCGGCAGCAAGCGGUUGACGGCGCAUGUCUCAUCGAGUUGAAUGACACUGAGACUCUGAACAAAGCAUUCAAGAUGCCAUGGGGGCAUGGUAACCGCAUUGUGAACGGAAUCAAAGAAUACGUCGACAGCGUUCUGGAGCUGGUCGUCCUGCAAGCAUCCCCGCUGGUCAUGGAGGCACCGACCGCCAACGCCAUGGGAAAGAUGUACCACUUCAUGGAGAAACUCGACCUGGACACGGAGCGCGCGGCGAUUACGGACAUCUUGACGCGGCACCUCCCCGACAAGCGCAUCCGCGCGCGGUUCGAAGUGGCGACCGUGGAUUCGUUCCAGUCGUUGCUCACUGCGUAUCACGUCAAGGUGCUGCACUUUUCCGGGCAUGGCGUCGGGUCGCAGCACGAACUCUGCUUUGAGAACGGACACGGCCUCACACACAAGAUCUCCCGCGGCGACCUCCACGGCCUCCUCACAUCUUCGUCCAACACGUCGCUCCAGGUGGUGUUUGUCAGCUCGUGCCACAGCGAGCCCGUGGCCAGGGUCUUCGAGGCCGCGGGGGUGCCGCAUGUGAUCGCCGUCCACUCGGACUCGCGCAUCGUCGACGCCAGCGCCAGAGACUUUGCCAAGCACUUUUACCUGUCGCUGUUUGCUGGCAAGACGGUCGCGGCGUCGUUUCAGAACGCGAUCACAGCCAUCAAACUCAGCGCGUCCACCAACUCGCACCGCGCGUGCUGCUGCAGCCACCUCCACUUGAAAACGUGCAAGUGGUGGCUCGGCGGCGGCAUCCACGCCAAACACUCACCGACCGACUGCUGCUGCAAGCCCGGGGUCAAGCUCCCCCACGACGAAAGCAGCAAGUUCCUCCUCGUCGGCACCCAUGCCGAUCACCGCGUCGUGGUCUUUCCGUCCAUGGCGCGCGGGUCAUUUGUCGACCUCACGCCGCCGUGCCCGUCCAACAUCCCCGCCAUGUCCAAGCAGUUUGUCGGUCGACAUGUCGAAACGUACCGCCUCGUGCGGUCGAUCUGGUGCGGCCACGUCACGGUGUGCACUGGGGCUCCGGGCAUCGGCAAGAGCUCGCUCGCGUUGGCGGCGGCGCAUUAUAUUUUACAGCGCCGCGUGUGCCCCGACGGCGUCUUCUACGUCGACUUGGAAGGGCUUGAGCUCAGUGCUGUGCGGUACGCCAUAGCGCGCAGCGUGGGGCUGUCCACGGGCGACUCCGAGUCGAGUUCCGACGCCGAAGUGUUUGCCGAGCUCGGCACCAAGCGUUGCUUGCUAGUACUGGACAAGGUGGAAGACUUGCUGGAUUUUGACCAAGACAAGACCCAGGCGUGGCUCGGCCAGCUCGUCGCGUGUGCCAGCAACACGCGGUUCCUCUUGGCAUCCCGCCGCGCCCCCGUGAUCCCGAACGUGACCCUGCAGCACUACACGAUUGACGAGCUGUCUCCGUCGCUCUCCGAGAGCCUCCUGCGCCUCUGCAACCCCCUCUGCAGCGUCCAUGAAGCCCGCAGUCUCGCGCGUAUCUGCGGGUACCUCCCACUGGCCCUGCGCGUGAUCGGUCGCGCCCUGGCCAACACCCGAUCCAACUUGACCGCAAACGACUUGAUUCAGCGCCUCCAGAGCGAAGAAGGACGUUUGGAGCGGUUUGCGGGGCUGCCGAAUGCGGGCGAGAAGGAGUGCAUUGAUCGCUGCAUCCGGUCUUCGUUCACCCACUUGGAUCCGUGGUUGCAGCUGGCGUUCAUGGCGCUGGGGCUGUUCCGAGGCGGGUUCGACCGCGCCGCCGCCACCGCCGUGCUUCAGUCCGUGUCUCGAGGCGGCUCUUCGGCCUCCUCUAUGUCGUCGGGGCCUGGCUCGCUGGCCAAGUCGUUGUCGGAACCGUCGAUGCGGCCGUCCUCGUCCUCCUCUUCCUCCCACAGAACUGGCGGCUCUCUUGCGUCGAGCUACCGACGACCCCAGUCGACCAUGCAUCGAUCAGCGUCGGGCUUGACCCAUCUCGAGACACUGGACGUUGAGACCUGGGGUGAUAAACUGCAGCUGCUCAACAGCCUCUUGGAGCACGACAAGGAUGAUGCCGUGUCGACGGAAAUGUUUUUGCUUUUGACGCUGGAGAGCAAGGAGGAGCGGGCCGCCACGGCGCUGGAUGUCACGUCCACGGACGACGUUCUCGAGACACUCAACCACUGGUCGCUGCUCGAGCGGGUCUCCGUGCCCCGAAAGGUCGUCCAGACAUCUCCGUCGUCCGGUGCUGCAAAACCAACGUACGAGACUGUGACACAGUACCGCCUCCACAGCAUGAUCCAGCUCUUUGCUGAAGACGAAGCCAACCGACGCAGCUUUGAAAACGCUCAAAAUUACGCCUUGUACUUGACGUGGCGUCGGCGCUUUGUGCGCCAUUAUUAUGCAAUUUUGACUCGCGCGUCGUGCAAUUUUAGAUCGGUGGGCAAUUUGAAUUUAUUCGACCAACAUCGAUCUAACAUUGAGUCGGCGCUGCGAAUUGCCGAGCAACUAGCUCGCCACAGCGAGUACUUGGCGCGCGACAUGAACGCCACCAAAGCCCGUGACGAAGCAGAAGAUGAAUGCACCAGCACAAGCGGGGACGACGUGGACGUGCCCGUCGUCGACACCCUCCUCUACGCGCUGCUGAUUGUGCGCGGCCGGUUCAUCUUUCGGGUGCGCCUCGACCCUCGCCAGCGCAUGGAAGUGUACGAGAAGGCGAUUCAGCUGAGCCAGAGCGCGCGCGUGCUCAACUGUUCGUGCGGCCACAUGGAGAACGACUCGACGGCGCUCAUGACAACAGACGCCGACCUGGACGACGACACGCCCGUGGUGCGGGACACGUACGACACGCCGUCUAAGGACGCGCCGCCGUGCAAGUGCGCGGGCGUGAUGGAGCUGCUGGCACUCGAAGUGCUCAUGGUCAUGGAGAUGGGGUAUGCGUACUACGACGUGACAGACUACGCUCGGUCUGAGCACAUGUACCGCGAGUCUCUGCGACUGCAGCGCGAUGUGCUGAAGCGUGAGAACCACUCACACGUGGCAGAGGUGAUGAAUUACCUCGGGAUCUGCCUCAGCACUCGAAAAGGCUUUAAUGCUGUCAACCAGUCGUUGUUUCGGCAAGCAGAAUCGCUGCUCAUCGAAGCCAAGACCAUGCGUGAGCUGGUGCUGGGAACGUUGCACGUGGACUACGCCACGAGCUUGAACAACUUGGCCAACUUUUACAAGUCGGCGCUGCAGAUGCUCAGCUCCCGGCACACGGACGGACCCGACUCCAAGUUGUUCGGGUGGGGCGGGGUCCUACUCAAAUCGGACGAUCAGAUCAUGGACUUGUACGAGGAAUCGCUGGCUAUCCGGAAGAUGCUCAGCCCGGACCAAAUGCAUCCGCAUGUGGCGCAGAGCUUGAACAACAUGGCGCUAUUUUUAUCGCAUACACUCGACAAACCCCCCCGCAACCGAAUGCCAAAGGACCAGCUCGCGCUCGAAUAUAUGAAAAUAUACGACUGGUACAACCUGGCGCUGACGAUUCGACGCGUGAAGUUGGGGAAUAACAACCCUGACACGGCUUCCACGUUGAAUAAUUUGGGAAAUCUCAAAUUCAUUCAGAAGGACUAUUUAUCGGCGGAACAGUACUGCGUCGAAGCUUUGAAAAUUCGCAAGCAAUACUACAACCACGACAAUGACCGCGUGGCCCAGACAUUGCUAAACCUUGGCCGUAUUUAUGUCGCGCAGAACAAAUACAACUUGGCCGAAGCCGCCUACACAGAAGCGUUGGCGAUUCGACAAGUGCUGUUGCCAGAUUCAAAAGAAGUCGGGUUUUGCCUUGAGAAAAUCGGCCGGUGUAAAAUUCGACUAAAUCAAACGGAUGAGGGGGAAAAGAUGCUGCUCGAAGGCCAACUCAUGCGCCGGCGGUCGUCGCACCCUUCGUCGUGGGGCGGGUCUCAGAGCAGCACCAAUAGCUAUCAGCAGCCGCCUGCCACGUCAUCGUUCCGGAGGCACGUGAACGAGUCGUUUUGCUCCAUGGAAUCCGACUCGACGGGAGGCGAUUCGACCCUGUCGUCGUCGUCGGCGGCUCCGUCCGUCGAAAAGCUGGCGCUGGCAUCAAUCUUGUCACCCGAGAUGCUGGCAAGAGCUGACGAGCUCAACAUCGACGGAAGGCUCAUUGGCAAGCAAGGGGCGCGCAUCAAAGAGGUCGAACAAGCGAGCGGCGCGCGCGUGACAUACCACGGCGUCCGGACCUGCCAGAACUUGGCGCACUUCAGCUUCUUGGGCUCUACCGACCAAACCGCCAGGGCCAAGUUCUUGUGUGAAGCCAUGUUGAAGUCCCUUCCUCGUCAGCCCUCGUUGUCGUCGUCGUCGGCAGCGUCGGCUGGCAAGCCCAAUGGACGGCCGAAAACGACGUUUGGACAGGCGGCGGCGGCGGCGUCAUCUAGGCCGCCGCGUCAUGGAGAUCGCAAGGGCAACCGGAAUAUGGCCAAUGGAGGCAGUAACGAAGGCACGGCUCGAAGCAGUAGUGGCGGAGCAACAACUCCAUCCUCGUCAAACACAACGUCGUCGUCGGUACGGCAGGCUGUCACGUUGUCCGAUUACAUGGCCCCAACGACCAAAAGGAAGGGCAAAGUCGUUCCUGGCGGCAAAUCCACGUCGUAAUCCCACGCAAUACUGUAUUGCAGUCAUACUCGGACUAUUAAUAGUAAUGACGCUG
Molecule: messenger RNA, 4810 nt
Organism: Aphanomyces astaci
Lineage: Eukaryota; Oomycota; Saprolegniomycetes; Saprolegniales; Verrucalvaceae
Exons: 19
Coding region: 46-4755 (1569 amino acids)
Molecular function (GO): protein binding; RNA binding
Source: RefSeq, a predicted model, not a curated record